Molecule: messenger RNA, 276 nt
Organism: Fusarium musae
Lineage: Eukaryota; Fungi; Ascomycota; Sordariomycetes; Hypocreales; Nectriaceae
Exons: 2
Coding region: 1-276 (91 amino acids)
Biological process (GO): DNA repair
Molecular function (GO): catalytic activity
Source: RefSeq, a predicted model, not a curated record
AUGCCCCGUUCAGAUGAAGCACAGGCCUUCUUCCACGCCGUAUACUCAGCUGUCCAAGAGAUCCCCCACGGCAAAGUCACAACAUACGGCCACAUCGCCAUGCUCGUUGGAACCCAUCUCAACCUGGAGGCUCUCGCUCACAAGCUGAUGCCCUCCAAGCAGAAGGCGUACAAGUCGAGACAAACGCAAUGGGCGAACACUCAGUUGACUUCUCCCAAUACGGCUGGUUCCCAGACCUACUCCCCUCAGAAGAAAACGAUCAAGGCGAAUGAAUGA